GACGACAUUCAUGGCGUGAGAAAACAUUAUUGGAUUGGAAAAGUGGAGAAAAAAAAAUAAUUGAAAUGAAAUAGUUGAAGAUUUUUAGGUUUGGAUCAUUGUUUGGCUUUCAUCAUUGGUCUUCUCCUCUUCCUCUCAACAAAUUGUAUAUAUAUAUGCAUUAUUGCUUUCCAUUUCCAUCUCUUAUAUCUAUUUAUGGAUAGUUUUGUUUUGUGGCGUGGAGGAAAGGUUGAUUUCUAAUGGCAAAAAAUAAUAAUAUUUUCCCCUUCUAUUAGAUAUAUGAUACAUAAUUGUUGGGUUUCGGUUUUCACAUUGCAAUGCCAAGUCUUCUAAUAAGCGUACAUGGAUCGGUAUUAUGACAUGGAAUCUAAAAUAGAAGUUUACGCUGUAAACCCAUAAUUUUAGUAUUAGAUUCCAUAACUGUUACAGAUAACUAACAUAUGACUAGCUUGUUGACCUCUUUAUAACGUACCAGCUCGCUUGCUUGCUUGCCUAUUAUUCUUAUCCGAUCAUCGGAUAGAUUCAUCUCGUUUUGUGCUUACCGACAGGAAAAAGAAAACAUAGCUUACUAACUAAACUAGGUAGUAGUUUCUAAUGACACUAAGCAAACUUUACUUAGCAUAGAAAUGAAUCUCAAACAUGAUUUAUAAUGCUGUUAAUCAUCACAUGUAGUUGGAAUCUUUUCAACUAUGAAUGGACAAGCCAUAUGUGUGUCAUUAUACUAUUAGAUUCUUUUAGGGUUAGAUAAUUAGACUUUCUAGCUAUGUGGGGGACACGUGGGGGAUGGUCAUGUGGAUUAAUUUCUCUAUUGCCCUUUUCUUUUCUUCUUUCUUGCCAUACUUUAUAAAAGCUUUGUAGGACGUCAAUUAUUUUUAGUACAGUCUAAGAAUUUAUCCCCCUUUAUUUCCAAAUCUUUGAGGGAAAAAAAAUACUUGGGAUUUGUUGGAAAACAACACGUGUAGGGUUGCAGAAAUUGUUCUUUGCCUUAGUGGGAUUUCUUUAUGUCCCAAGAAAAACUAAAGGAAACAGAACUUAUAAUUGAUGAGAGUUUUAAAGAGAACACUAAAUUUUGAUUUGAGUGGAAGCACCCAUCACUAGGAGAAAAAAAAGAUUUGGUAGCUAUAGCUAGUGGACUCCCACCUUAUGCCACCAAGACUGGUCAGCUUUCUUUUUUGCUUUGUGUUAAGUAUUAUGCUAAUGUUAAGCCAAUUCCUAAUCCUACUCAUUACUAGGUUCAUCUUGCCCACUAGUCCUCUUGUUUUCCUCAUAAUCAAAAGAUCCUCAAAAGUCCCAUGAGACAAUGAAUGGUCACUAAAGAUAGUUGUGUCUUUGAUUAAUCAAGGGUUAUCUUCACUUUUCGUUGGUUAUUUAUUCAUUUUUAGGUCGAAACGUAUCAGUAUAAAUUUUUAGGUCGACACGUAUCUAGCUACACUAGUUAAGUAUGUUGCUGUUAAAUUUCGAAUCACUAAUGUGGGGUAAGAAACUUAAGAAAUGUCAGAUUUUUCGAGGUUGGGUUGCUGGGCACAAUAGAAAACUUACCGAGUAUGAGAUUUCAUCCAAACCUACUCGUAACAAAUUUGGAUAGGAUUUCUGACUAUGAAAAUAUAAAAGAAAUAAACAAAAUAAUACAUGGUACCGAAUCUAUUAAAUAGCACAUAAUAUAGUGUAUGGAGUUUGUUCAUGUGACAUCAUACAUGACUAUAGGUUCCAUUAGCCCCAUGUAUUUAGCAUAUGCUCAUGAAAUGGGAGGAAUGAUAUCAAUGUCCGUUGAAAGGGUAUCUUCCCCUUUUCAUUUGUUAAAUAAUCAUUCUCUUUCAAUCAUAUGAUCAAGAAGAAGGUCUAUUCCCAUUUGGCUUUCAAGCAAAGCAUAUCUACCAUUCCCAAUUCUAUGCUCCUUUCAUACCUUUGUGUGUCUAAUUCAAUGUAUCCUAAUACAUUAACAUAGAGCACAAAUUUGGUUCCAAGAUCCUUUGUUUUCUUAGUGGCCUCUACCUUUUUCUCUAGUUGCAUCUUUAAGUUGUUAGGUUUUUGUUCCUUGGCUUAGAAAUGAUUACAUGAUUUGAUUAGUGUGGAAAGCACUGUUCUUUAUCCCACCAGCAGACAAGGAGAACCAUUCUAAUCUGUGAUAAUUAAGAACUCCCCAAAAAGUCAAUUAAGAAGAACAAUGAGAUAGUGUUUUGAGUCUAGAUGAUGAUGAUUGUAAUGGAUUAAGUAAUUUGAUGAACAUAGUUAACAUUCUCAUCUUUGCUUGCUGCAGGGGUUUGCCAUCUUGAUGGAGCCAGUGAAAGGGAUAAACCCAACGUGAAGCAGCACCUCAUGGCCUCAUACAACGCAAUACUAGCACCAAAGUUGAAAGCCGCUUGCUUGGAAGCCACGCCAAAGGAAUCCACCCUCAGCAAUGGCACCAAUUCGUCAACAAGAAGACACUUGGGGAGAUGUAGAGAGGACCAGAGAGUUGGCAUGACCAUGUGGUUCAACCAGUUCACCGUCCUCCUCCAGAGAAGCAUGAAGGAACGGAGGUACGAGUCCUUCAACACCCUCCGCGUCUUCCAGGUCCUGGUCGGUGCCCUGUUGGCUGGCACGAUGUGGUGGCACUCCGAUUACCGGGACAUUCAGGAUCGACUGGGACUGUUGUUCUUCAUAUCCAUCUUCUGGGGUGUGUUGCCUGCAUUCAACGCGGUUUUUGCCUUCCCGCAAGAGAGGGCCAUCUUCAUGAAGGAGAGGGCAUCCGGGAUGUAUACCCUCUCCUCCUACUUCAUGGCUCGAAUCGUGGGAGAAAUUCCCAUGGAGCUAGCCCUUCCAACCCUCUUCAUCACCAUGGCCUACUGGAUGACUGGGCUGAGGCCCGACCUGGGCGCGUUCCUCCUCACCCUUUUCAUCCUGCUGGGCUACGUGCUCGUGUCUCAAGGCCUAGGUCUGGCCUUGGGAGCGGCCAUCAUGGAUGCCAAACAGGCAUCCACGAUGGCCAACGUGACGAUGCUGGCAUUCGUGCUGACUGGAGGGUUCUACGUUCACAAGGUCCCCGCAUGUAUGGCGUGGAUCAAGUACAUCUCGAGCACCUUCUACACUUAUAGGUUGUUCAUCAAUGUUCAGUAUGGUAACGGGGAGCGGAUUGCAAAGGCGUUUGGUUGCUCUGGGCAAAACGGUAACAAUUACGGUGAUGGGGGACCGGAUUGCAAGUUUAUCAGGGAAGAUUUGGAAGGACAGAUCAGCCCUUGGGUUUGUGUUGGAGCAAUGGUGUUGAUGUUUGUGGGUUACAGAGUUUUGGCUUACCUAGCAUUGAGGAGGAUCAGGACUUGACUAACCCAAUAAACCAAAUAACUGGUGGGGUUUGAUUUGGGUGUGAUUAGUUCAUUUGAGGUAUAAACCUCUUUGAAUUAGAGACAUUGAUUUCAUCGAAUGGUGACCAACUGAGGCAAGAAGAGAGACAUUGGUAGAUCGAUCGGGUUACUGUGAAGUUACAACAAAAGGGUAGUUGAGAUUUUUUCCCCCCCUCCCCAAAGUGUUCAAUUUAUGUAUUUGGUUCUUUUCUCUUUUUACUCUUUUCAGUAGAGUAGUAGUAGUAGUGAUAAGAGGUUCAUAGGCUAACUGUAAUUGAAGAAUAAGUGACAUUUCAUUCGCAUGUAAUUGUAAGAGAAUUUGGAUGCAGAAAUAAUAAUUUAAAAACACUUUCCAAACAAGUAUCGAGCAAUUUUUGGCUCACUCCUAUAGUAUGGGUAUAUGAUAGGUCGAGUAGCAAUUUGUGCUAAUAAUUUGAGUCGUAUAAAAUUAGAUUUUGCAU
Messenger RNA from Linum trigynum, 3781 nucleotides. The record is from the annotation of a GenBank genome assembly. NCBI's taxonomy places the organism in Eukaryota, Viridiplantae, Streptophyta, Magnoliopsida, Malpighiales, Linaceae.